This is a messenger RNA of Paramisgurnus dabryanus, 1132 nucleotides long. It is a transcript of the gene pop5, whose product is annotated as POP5 homolog, ribonuclease P/MRP subunit. Gene Ontology annotation, cellular component: ribonuclease P complex. The record is from RefSeq and is a predicted model, not a curated record. NCBI's taxonomy places the organism in Eukaryota, Metazoa, Chordata, Actinopteri, Cypriniformes, Cobitidae. Gene Ontology annotation, molecular function: ribonuclease P RNA binding. Gene Ontology annotation, biological process: tRNA 5'-leader removal.
CCGAAGAGGAUUAUUAUUGGUCGAAAAAGAAACCCGGAAGUAAACUGCAGUGUUUUCAAAGCAAGUUACACACACGUGUUGAAAAUGGUCCGAUUCAAAUCGAGGUAUUUGCUCUGUGAGGUAUGUGUCUCAAACCGGAACAGUCUUCAGUUACUGGAAGAGAGAACCAUUCACCACACACUCAGAGCUGCCGUGAACCGAGCACACGGAGACUAUGGCUCAGCCCUGUUUAACAUAGGGGUCUCAGUGAAAUACCUGAAUGCCCACACUGGAGUGGUUCUUAUACGCUGCAGGAAGGGGCAUUAUCGACUCCUCUGGUCUGUUCUUCCUCUCAUUACCUACCUUGAGAAUAGAGGUCAGAAGGUGCAUUGCUUCCUAAACUGCUUACAUGUAGGAGGAACAAUUAGAACAUGUCAGAAAUUUCUGGCUCAGUACAACAGACAACAACUUCACAGAAUGCUGCCAGACUGCAAAACAGAUGCUGAAAAACAAGAGGUUCGAAGAGCAAUCCUGAGUUGUUCACUGACUAAUGUCAAGGGCAAGGAAGCAGAUGAAGAAGAAAGUGAUGAUGACGACGAUGAUGUUGAUGAAGAUACCUAAACCUGCCUAUAUCAAGCAAAAUGUGAAGCUUAAGAUGUUGAAGUCCUUAUUAUCAUUCAGUGAUUGAAGCAUAUGUUAUCUAUACAUGUAUCUAUAAACAGUAAAUCAAUUGUUAAUAUAACUUCUCAACGUUUUUGGUAAAAAAAAAACUUUAUUGCAUUUAAUAAAUUUUCAUCUUACAUUUUCAUCUUAAAAGUCAUCUUUACUGGGGUUUUUUUUUGUAAAUUCAAUUAGUUAUUCCUGCAAAUAUGUACUCGUCUUAAAAGUGUUGUAUCGGGCACGUGUUUGUUAUGAAAAUGUUUUCAUACUUUUGUACGGACUGAAACAAAUAUUUACUAAACAGUUUUAUCAAACAAACAUUAUUGUUAAUAUUUCGAAAUCAAUAAUAAAUGGCUUAUAGUAAUUAAAUUGUUUAUUGAGUUCAAAUAAGUAAAAUGUUAACCAUAACACACUUAAUCACAUGACUGUCACAGUAAAAUACACCAAUGAGAGCGCAUACAAAAUCUGCGCAUGCGCAUUUUGUAAACCCUGC